Molecule: messenger RNA, 1335 nt
Organism: Pieris macdunnoughi
Lineage: Eukaryota; Metazoa; Arthropoda; Insecta; Lepidoptera; Pieridae
Source: the annotation of a GenBank genome assembly
AUGGAUAGGCUUAAGCAAAAGCUAAGGAAAUCUUCAAACGCAAAAGAAAAAUACGUGGCAGACGUCAAGUGUAUAAAAGAGAAUAUAAAAAUCAGGGAAAUAUUACGAAAUGUAAAAAUGAAUAGCAGUAUGCGUUUAAAGGCACCCACUGGGAGCAAAGUGAUGAAUAAUACGGAUUUCAGUGAUAGUGAAGAUUGUUUUGACGGUACCCUAAAGGAUGAGAACGACAUUUUACAACCGCCAUACGCUUUGAACCACAAUGUGAUUGUGUUAUAUCCAGAGUACGCGAGCGCCCCCAGUAAUUUGAAUGAACCAACUAAUCACGAACCAUAUCCGCCAUUGGAAAGAUUUAAAAGUAAUUCCGAAGCAAAUUUGCCAAAUAGCCUUAAAAAUGUGAGCCAUUUCGAGAAUAAUAAGCUGGUUAAGCUAGAACCAGUUAAACGCAGCGAGUCUAUGAUUCCUGAUGCAAGAUGUAUGAGUGAAAUUUUAAAUAGCUUGCCCUCGACCCUGCGAACCCGGAAGUUGUCGUUAGACCAAUCCGUUUUAGAUCGUCGGUUCACCCAAUCAGAAUUAGAUUUACACAGUUGUGGUAAAUUGCCGUUGGAACGAAAAUCAUCCUUUUUCAGAAAAAAGAUGGGCAGCUUCUUUCGGAACACAACACAUUUGUUUAGAAAACAGUCUUCAGUGAAAAAUAAUUCUAAGUCUUUGCAAUCCCUGGAUGAAAAUAAUUUAGGAAACGAUGAAGAAGUUAAGGAUUAUUCGCAAUCGCCCGGCCCUAUGGCUGGUAGCAAAAGUGAGACCAGUUUGAUCUCGGAAUCUACGGUCACCAGCACAUCAAGCAAUGCAGUACAAAAAGACCAAGCUUUAAAUAUAAGUCCAGAAAAUAGCACAUCCACUGUAUCCAUUCAACAUAUGUCUAAUAGUGUCCUUAGUUUAAAUGAAGAAUACAUUCAAGAAGCGAUGUUGACACCGAGGGCAAUUUCUAUGAGUUCUGGCUUGGAUAGCACUAGCGACCGAUGUGGCAGGAAAUUUAAAGCUAAUAGAGUUACAUGGCUGGCAAGCGAGGGAUUAACUAAUUAUUUCAGGCGUGUUAUUCAAGAUGAGAAGAGUAAAGAAAAAAUUAAGACUUUCCAUUCACAUCAAGAUUUUUCCAGUAUACCGGAAAACGAAUCAUAUGUUUCGAGUCUCAAUAUGGGCCGAAGGCUUUCCUACCAACGGGCUGUAUCCGGAGAGGAUCCGGUGACAACAAAGUAUCAAGAUUCCUUGUCCAGGCGAAAAUAUAGCAGUAUUGAUAAGAUACAGAAAGAUCAAAAAGAGGAAAAGAGCAUGGAGUAG